GCCCCUUUCCGGCAAUCUCUGGCCACCCCCAUUGGCCAGGCUGUCCCUCCCACUGACCCUGGGGCCCCUCCCACCCCCACUCCAGAUAAGGCCAGCCCAGGACUGCUUCACUGGGCACUAGGCACGAGGGCUGGAAUGGGGCCGCCCGGCUCCCCGCGGCAGUGGGUCCUGCUGCUGCUGGGGCUGCUGCUCCCCCCCGCCGCCCCCUUCUGGCUCUUCAAUGUGCUCUUCCCCCCGCACACCACGCCCAAGGCUGAGCUCAGUAACCACACACGGCCCGUCAUCCUCGUGCCUGGCUGCCUGGGGAAUCAGCUGGAAGCCAAGCUGGAUAAACCAAAUGUGGUGAACUGGAUGUGCUACCGCAAAACAGACGACUUUUUCACCAUCUGGCUGGAUCUCAAUAUGUUCCUACCCGUUGGGGUAGACUGCUGGAUCGAUAACACCAGGGUUGUCUACAACCGCAGCUCUGGGCGAGUAUCCAAUGCUCCCGGUGUACAGAUCCGUGUUCCCGGCUUUGGCAAGACCUACUCUGUUGAGUAUCUGGACAACAGCAAGUUGGCAGGUUACAUGCACACACUGGUUCAGAACUUGGUCAACAAUGGGUAUGUGCGGGAUGAGACGGUGCGGGCCGCCCCCUACGACUGGCGGCUGGAGCCCAGCCAGCAGGAGGAGUACUACCUGAAGCUUGCUGGGCUGGUGGAGGAAAUGCACGCUACCUACAGAAGGCCUGUCUUCCUCAUUGGGCACAGCCUCGGCUGCCUGCACUUGCUCUAUUUCUUACUGCGCCAGCCCCAGGCCUGGAAGGACCGCUUCAUCGAUGGUUUCAUCUCUCUUGGGGCUCCCUGGGGUGGCUCCAUCAAGCCCAUGAUAAUCUUGGCCUCAGGUGACAACCAGGGCAUCCCAAUCAUGUCCAGCAUCAAGCUGAAAGAGGAGCAGCGCAUGACAACAGCGUCCCCCUGGAUGUUUCCCUCCAGCCAGGCAUGGCCCGAGGACCACGUGUUCAUUUCCACCCCCACCUUCAACUACACAAGCCGUGACUUGCAGCGGUUCUUUACAGACCUGCACUUUGAGGAAGGCUGGUACAUGUGGUUACAGUCACGAGACCUGCUGGCAGGGCUCCCAGCACCUGGAGUGGAAGUAUACUGUCUGUAUGGCGUGGGCCUGCCCACACCCAGCACCUACAUCUUUGACCAUGGCUUCCCCUACACGGACCCUGUGGGUGUGCUCUAUGAGGACGGGGAUGACACCGUGGCCACGCGCAGCACCGAGCUCUGUGCCCACUGGCAGGGCCGCCAACAGCAGCCUGUGCACCUGCUGCCUCUGCCUGGGAUACAGCACCUCAAUAUGGUCUUCAGCAACCAGACACUGGAGCAUAUCAAUGCCAUCCUGCUGGGUACCUACCGAAAUAGCACCGCCAUACCCCCAACUGCCAGCCCAAGGCCCAUGCCCCCUGAAUAAAGACCUUCCUUUGCUGCUAUAAGCCCUGACGUGUGUUAUGGGUUCAGGGAAAGGCGCUAGGGUCCUCACACCAGGAUUCAUUCAUCUGCAGGCCUGGUGCUUUGUGGAGCAUAGGGCAAGAAGAGCUUUGCUAGAGCCUGGGAUUGAAUUGGGCACCUUGAGAUGUACAGCUUCCCACUCUUCUGAUUGAGCUAUUUAAGCAGCCUCUCCGUGCCUGCCUCUGCUCUGGGCAGGGGACUGGAGGGAGCUGCACACACAGCUGUAGAAUGGGGGUAUGUGGAGCCUAGGGUGCAGGAUGGGGAAGAUCUGAGCUGCCCCUCCUAGCUCCCAAAAGGGCAGGUGAGACCCCGCCUCUAGACAGAGACUUUUGAGUGCUAGGUGGGUGACAGAAGCACAAGAGUUUAGCAUCUAGGAGAGUGACAGGCACUAAAUAGGUCAUUUCACUACUGAAGAUUUAAUUAAUGGAGCUAAGUGAUCUGAGAGAAAAGUUUAGGGAGGAACAAGGUGGUGAUUCUUGUGGGUUAGGGAAGGCUUCCCAGAGGAGGUGGUGCCUGUGCUGAGAUGAGAUGGAAUGAGAAGGGUAACUGUAAAGACUGGUUUCAACCUAAGAGCAGCAUGCAGCUGAUACAGGGUUUAACCAGGGAAAGAGUGUGACCAGAUCUCCAAUCUAGAAAAGAGCCC
Eubalaena glacialis (North Atlantic right whale) is the source of this 2139-nucleotide messenger RNA. It is a transcript of the gene LCAT, whose product is annotated as lecithin-cholesterol acyltransferase. The record is from RefSeq and is a predicted model, not a curated record. The coding region runs from base 136 to 1458 and encodes 440 amino acids. Gene Ontology annotation, molecular function: phosphatidylcholine-sterol O-acyltransferase activity. Lineage: Eukaryota; Metazoa; Chordata; Mammalia; Artiodactyla; Balaenidae. The transcript has 6 exons. Gene Ontology annotation, biological process: lipid metabolic process.